CUGAGGGUGUGUCACUCUCCUAGGCAGGGAUAGCGUUCCCAUUAUGUUCUGGUUUUCAUGCUGUCAGAAGCUGCCAUCCUCCUACCUUAUUAUUGUGGAAGUGAGGAGAAGACUACGCCGCUAGAAACAUAAUGUGAUUCUCAACCAACAGAAUUAAGUUCUGUCACCAUGUUAAUGAGCUUAUGAUAGCUACGAGACCAGCUCGGUUUCUUUAACAAUCCUUUUGAGUUGCUCGCUGACAGGUUAGCUUCCUGCGGCUAACUCCGCUAUGUGAACUAACUCAGAGGCGAUAAAGAAACUCCCUGCAACUCUCAGGUGGGUGAACAUUUUGACUUUAUAUUUAAAUAUUAUUAUUCACAACAUGAGAUACUGUUAUUGGUUUCAUUAAGUGUUAGUCAUAGCUACCCUACUACUGUAUUUUAGUCAUGUUUCUCUGCUAACGCCUGCUCAAAAGUUGCUAACUAGCCAGGUGGCUAACUUUGACUGAAAGGUGCAGAGACAGCAAUUCGUUUAAGAUAGACCCUCCAAAUUACUCUUUUCAACAUUAAGACGAAUCAUAAGCCAGCUAUAAAGUCAGUUUCUCAUUAAUCUUGUCAAGGUAAAGCCACAUAAUCUGUCUGAAACACCCAGUUACUAUAAUUUCAGAUUGGUAAUUAUUGCUGAUUCAUUAAUAAUCUAACUUGGUGUCUGUUUUUACUGAGGGGGUGACCUGUGACAGUCACGAUUAACAGCAGAAUACUUCCAUUUUCAUUGUGGUAUUUUGUCCCCAAACCUCGUCCAAGCCUGUCUCUGUUAUUACAAUCCUAAACUUAAAAAUGCCCUGUUAUGAUCAUGACAGUAUUGUGUGUCAGUGUUAUGAGUUUGCUGCUUUUCGUGGCUGAAAUAAGAGGAUGGAUUUAUUUUUUAUUGACUAAUAAUACUCGAGACUUGGGAUCAUUAGAAGGUACUAAAAAAUAGAUAUUGUAAUAAAAAAACAUUCAAUGAUUAAUUAACAAACAUUUUUCCAUUUACAUUCAAAUCAAAUCAACUUAUUUCAUCUGUUACGAAUUUCAUUUGCAGAAAAAGCGCCAGUGCAGAAACAGAUAAACCAUAGCACAUGUUCAUUCACAGAUCACAACCUAGAGUUCAUAAUAAAUACAAUAAAAACAUUAAAAACAAAAGGUCAAUCAUACUAGUCCUUCUCUACAAUAUUGUGUGGCAAUCAGCAGUCUAACAGGCGGAUGGAGGUGGGAAGGAAGCUGGAGGUGGCCCUCUUUGUCCUCAGUGGGAGAAACCUGUACCUGUGCCCUGAAGGCAGCAGAGUAUGGCUGUGUCCGACAUGAAUCACUCAAUCCCUAACCCCUAACCCCCAUAUGGGAUUUCACUAUAUAGCUGACUAUGUAGUGAAUUCAAUUACCGGAGGUUUCGGACACUACAUGGCAAGAAGCAAUGCAUGACGGGAUGCCCACCACCGGUGAGUGACCAUCGGAUGGUCACUACAUUUUGCAAUGCUUUAUGGGAAAUUUUGAGUCGCCUGUAUAGGGCACUGGAAUUGAUCACUGAGAUUUCGAACACCCCUCAAAAUGGCGCUAACCCCCGUGUAGUCACCUAUAUAGGGGUUAGGGAUCCAUUUCGGACCAGCCUAUAGUGAGGGUGCAGGGUGUGUGAGGGGUCAGUGGAGAUUUGCUUGCCUUUCCCCAGGACUCUGGUGUUGUAGAUGGUGGUGAGUGACUGCUGUUCCUGACCAAUGAUUUUGCUGCUGAUUUUGAUCAUUUUAUUAAGAGUGUUGCGGUGAGUAAGGGUGAGUGAGUGAGCCAAACCAGGCAGUGAUGUUGAAUGUGAGGAUGGAUUCAAUGAGACAUUUAUAGAAAACAGCAAGAAUGGACUGGUGAACCUGAAGUUUUCGGAGCUUACGGAGAAAAAAGAGGCGCUGUUGGCAUUUUGAUAAAAAUGUGUUCAGUGUUGAGUUGAAAUGUAAGUUUGCGGUUGAUUAUGGAGCCGAGAUAUUUAUAUGAGGGGACCUUUUCAAUUGUUUCAUUGUUGAUUGUGAGUGAGGGUGUGGUGGAGUGGCCAUGAUGGAAGUAAAUGACCAUUUCCUUCGUUUUAGAUACAGUAAGGUCUAGACAGUUGUCCCUACACCACAGUGAAAAAGAGUCCAGUUCUGCUUGCAGUAGUCCGACUGUGUUUGUGUACAUUAUAAUUCAAUAUUCAUGGUUAUCUUUGCCAGAAACAUGUUUCAGAUGGAUUUGGAGUCCACUCACACAAUGAUAGGAAAAUAUAUUUUAUCGAUGUUAUAUUCAUUCCAGAGGCAAUAUCAAACUCCAUUAUUCUGUUCAUCAUAACAAAUGCAUAUAAAGCACCUGUCAGUAACAGAUUUGACCAGUUAUCAUUUCAGGUGUGAUCAUUCAAGGGGAAAUUGACAGUAAUAGACAACAGCUACAUAAGCAAGGCUGCCUGCAGUGUCUGCAGCCAUUAUAUGUUCAUUUAUUUAAAUCAAAAUAAAAAAAAUAAAAAUAUUGUAGCGACUGCUUUCCUUCAACAAAAAAGGCCGCUGGGGUUCAGGUUCGCUUGCAUCUGUGACUCGCUUGAAGCUUCUGUAAUCUUAUGAAAUGACUCUUUGAAUAAAUCCAUAAAAAAAGCUAACCCUGACUCUUUCCUGUAGGUGUUGCAGGUUGCUCUCAUGUGCCCAUGGAGAAGGUGGCCUUUGAGGGGUGGCUGGAGUCAGUCUCCGCCGCUUUCCUUACUCUGAAUGACCAGCAGAGGAACCAGUCUCUAGACCAGCUCAUCUCUCUCAGCGGUGCUGUUCAGCUGCGUCACCUAUCCAAUGGACUGGAGACGCUGCUCAAACGGGACUUCCUGCGACUCCUACCUCUGGAGCUGGCCUUCUACCUGCUGCGCUGGCUCGACCCGAAGACCCUGCUCACUUGCUGCCUUGUCUGCAAACAGUGGAAUAAGGUAAACAUGGAGUUACCUGGAGUCAUGACCUGCUUGUUAUUUGUUCAAAUUGUUUGCUCAUUUUCCUCACUUGAAUCUGUUUCUCAUGUCUUCAGUAGGGGUGUGGUGAUCACUUGGUAGAUUAGCCUUCAUUAGCAGUGGACUGAUAGUUUUCUUUUAUACUUGUGCAGCACAGCAAGCAUUAAAAGGGCCCCUCUCUUCACAGGUGAUCAGCUCGUGCACUGAGGUGUGGCAGGGUGUGUGUCGGGAACUUGGCUGGAGGAUUGAUGAGUCCAUCCAGGACGCGUGUCACUGGAAAGGGGUCUAUCUGAAGGCCAGCCUGAGGAUGACGCAGCUGAAGGACCAGGAGGCCUUUGAGACGUCGUCCCUCAUUGGACACAGUGCUCGAGUUUAUGCACUCUACUACAAAGAUGGCCUCCUCUGCACAGGUACACUCAGCCCUGCACAGGAACAUUACUGAACUGAUGGUUAGACCACAUGUAAACCCUCAUAACCUGAGGGGGGGUCAGCUCAUGAUUCGAGUCUGCUUUUCUUUCAGGAUCUGAUGACCUCUCUGCCAAAUUAUGGGAUGUGCGCACUGGGCAGUGCAUUUAUGGCAUCCAGACACACACCUGUGCCACAGUGAAGUUUGAUGAACAGAAGUUGGUGACCGGCUCCUUUGACAACACUAUUGCAUGCUGGGAGUGGAGCACCGGUGCUAAAAUCCAGCAGUUCAGAGGCCACACAGGAGCAGGUCGGUUUCCACGAUCUCAACUUUUUGAAGUUAUUUUGAAGAUGAUUUAAAAACUUUAAAAACAAUAUAAUAAUCCUUUACAUUUUUCUUCAGUAUUUAGGUGUAAAAAUACAUGAGAAAUUCAUGCACAUUCUCAGCUUACAAAUCAACCAAAUCAAAAAUCUGCUUUCAUAAACAGAAUUUUUUGUAGCUUCUGUUUGGUUUUGACCAGAGACUGUGCCGUAUUUUUCGCACUAUAAGUAGCUGCAGUGCUCCGACAAGCCGAAAGGAUUUUAAGUGCGCCUUAUAGUGCGAAAAAUACGGUAUAAAGAAUGGACGCCGUCUGCAUCCUCGCUGGGUGAAGCCGCUCCGAGAACAGCACACUUUGGCAGCGAGCUGCAGUAUAGAUCAUAAAUCGGGGGUCUAUGAUUGACACUUGAUGCAGCCUAUGGGCGUGCAAAGAUUGCGUAGCUCACCCAGGGGAUACGCUGUUUGAGCUGAGCAUCAUCACCUCAACUCUCGGCAACUCUCCCGCUGAAUGCGCACAAUGCUACAGCGCAGUGUUGGUUUUAGGAAAUGAAGAAAUAACCCUGAAUUACCAAGAGCUUUUUGGCUUCAAAUCCAUAUACUGGUGGAAGGUGGAACCAAGUUGUCUAUAGUAUAUACAGUCUAUGGCUUUGACUCACUCAGUCCAGUUUGUAAUUCAUGAAUUUGAAAAGCAAAGAGCUUGGGUGUUUAAUGCAACAAAAGAUGUCUGAACUUGUGCUGUAUUUUUUGCCACAUUUGUUUUCCAUUAUUCCCUCAUUUAAAUUUGAUAAAUGAGUCAGUCUCUUCAAAUCCAGAAAAUAGUUUAGGUGUGGUCAUGACUUUCACAAGAACUGAGUCCUCAAGCAGGUCAAGAGUUCAUCAAAAAAGGCAAAGUAAUUCAAAACUUUGCAAUCAAUUAAUUCAACAUUGCAGCUUUAAAAUCACAGUUCUGCUGGUGCAAAAUCAAAUCUUUUUCCAGAGUCAGAAAGAGCCUGAAUCCAACCCCAAUAUUUUCUUAUUUUCAUGAUGUUUUCAUUUAAAUUGUGCUAACUGUGUGUGUGUGUGUGUGUGUGUGUGUGUGUGUGUGUGUGUGUGUGUGUGUCUGUUGUGUGUGCGCUCAGUGUUCAGUGUGGAUUAUAACGAUGAGUUGGACCUGCUGGUCAGCGGCUCUGCAGACUUCUCUGUGAAGGUGUGGGCUCUCUCUGCUGGGGCAUGUCUUAACACUCUGACUGGACACACCGAGUGGGUCACCAAGGUCAGACCUUUAAAACCCAAGAUGAAUUAUUUUGGCUUCCUUGUUAUUAAUGUAUUCAUGAAAAAAUACAGUGAUGUUUGAAUGUUUUUGACUGAAAACUUGUGCUGGUUUUUCCUCAAAGGUGAUCCUGCAGAAGAGUGAGGUGGAGUCUAUGGUGCACAGUCCUGGUGAUCACAUUCUCCUAAGUGCUGAUAAGUAUGAAAUAAAGGUGAAGCUCCGCCCCUCCCUGCGGUUUCCUGUCAUAGUGCUGGUGUUGUAGUACCUGAAACAUCCUUGAGAUGGCGCUGACACCAUGUCUCUCCUGCAGGUCUGGCCUUUAGGCAGAGAGAUAAACUGUAAGUGUCUGAAGACUCUGUCGGUGUCGGAGGAUCGCAGCAUUAGUUUGCAGCCCCGUCUGCAGUUUGAUGGACGAUACAUCGUCUGCAGCUCCGACCUCGGGGUCUAUCAGUGGGACUUUGCCAGCUUUGAGAUUCUCAGGUAAAAUUCUACAUCCAACCCUUCAUGCCUCUAAAAGAUAAUAAUGAGGCUCACAUUGUUCUCGUCGUGUUCAUAGUAAAAACAGAGAAAUAUUUUAACAAAGAUCCACCUUCAGCAGCUGGAAGCCCUCCUAAAUGUUUGAUGCUCCUGUUUUCCACCUCAUGUCUGUACACUCAUGAACAAAAGAGGGACAACUUCAGCUAAUUUUUUUUCUUAAUAAAACUUUUGCGUCUUUUUUCUGUUUUUAGGGUGAUCAAAACACAGGACCCAGCUAACCUGUCCCUGCUCAGCUUCGGCGAGGUUUUCGCACUCCUCUUUGAUAACCACUUCCUGUAUGUGAUGGACCUUAGAACUGAGGUGAUCUCAGGACGCUGGCCUCUGCCCGCCUACAGGAAGUCCAAACGAGGCUCCAGUUUUCUGGCCGGGGUGACAUCCUGGCUGAAUGGGCUGGACGGGGACAAUGACUCUGGACUGGUGUUUGCUACCAGCAUGCCCGACCAUAGCAUUCACUUAGUCCUGUGGAGGGAGAACGGAUAGAAGCUGCCAUGGUGCUCCGAACAGCCAAGAUACAUCAUGCAUGGACCAAAGCAUUUUGUUUUUAUCUGUUUCUUCCUCAGCGUAUAGUCCUCCUCUACACUCACAGGAACGAUCACAGACUGAGAGAGGACGUCAAACGGUUGCUCUUGACUCUGCAGAAACCUGCACACCUCUCACUGGUCUGUGAUGGUGGACAAAGACAGGAAACAGACUUUUUAAAAGCCAACGUGCAUCAGUGGCAACUAAAAAAAGGUUCAGAUCAAACACAACCGUAGAAACUCUCUUGUAAAAACCUGAAGGUGAGGGUUUGUCUCAGAUCUGCUCUCUGCUCGGUCUGGCAUUGUGCUCUGAGAUCUUUGUAGCUAACCUUUAACUCAUAGUCUCGAGGCCAAUGUAACCUCUGACCUCUUCUCACCAGGUCAAGACUGUGUCACCUGUAGCUUCAACAUGCACAUACACAGCUGUUCACUGAGCAGAUCUGCAGAAACACCUAAAGAAGAAAAGAAGAGUCGCCUUAAAUACAGACGCUGUAAAUAAUCGAGGACGUCUCUUCGACGUCAGAGCUAGACAUUCAAAGGGAUUCUGGUGUUUUCUUUAAGCUGGAGCCAGAUUUUUAUACGUUUUGAGGUCUGAAAAAGAGGUUUUUAAUUUGCACCACUAGAUUUCUUCCUCCUGCAGCAGGUAAACGAACUGCAACAUUAUCCUGCUGAGAUCCACCAAAUAAUUGUCCUGGACACAACUUCAAAUAAAAGCAGAAAUAAACAGAAAAAAAAACUGAUUUGCCUGGAAAGCAUUCAGAAAUUCAGUCUGCAUGAUCUAAUCUCUGAACAUGAAUGCCCAAAACCAACCUGUCGUGAGGCCCUCAGACCGUCCACACACUUUCUGCAUGAAGCACCAUGGUAAGACGAGCAAGAUCAGGGUUUACUCAAUUUAACAAAACUGGACCACUUGGGGGAAAAGCAUCAUUACAGUUUGUUAAAUUUCCUCUCACAGUUGUAAUGUGCAGCACUGAGCAACAUUGGUCAAUAAAACUGUCAAUCAUGGUGUUUAAAGACUUUUUUAAAAGCAUCAAAUAACUAGUUUGAACUAAACCUUUCAGAAAAAUGAACCCUGACAUAAACUGUGCUUGAUGAAACCCAACUGUAAUGACAAAAAUCAUAUUGAAGGAACAUUUAUUUGAGCUUUGAUAGUUUGGCCCAUGUUCCAUCUGUUUACAUGGAGGGUGUGGUUUUGAAGGGUUAGACUGCAGACAGACAAUGGAGGGGUUAUAAAGCUGGUUUGGCUUCACUUUUAAAGAGCCGCAUGUCAUCCAUCCGUCCUUUUAUGCAGUCUAAAGUUUACAUGUCAGCCAUAUCAGCUUGUUUCACUGCUGCAUGAAGGAGAAACCUACUGCAAAUAUCCGAAAACAUUUUGAACUGAUCAGUAAUUUAGACCCUGAAGUGCGUUAAAAAGGAGCCAAGUGUAAAAGAAGUUAGAAUCCAUCCUUAAGGGAGGAGUCCUUGAGUUUUUUUAAAGCGGUGUGCUGACUCAGACUCUGAGAAGUGGUUUGGUACAUUGUGGUGAACAAUGUAAAUCUUUGUGAGGUUUCUUGUAAUCACAGAAUCUGCUUUUCUACGAGGUGUCUGGUUUAAACGUGGGCUUGAGAAAAUGUGAUGUGCCUUUUCAGUUGGUUUGAUGUUACAAACUCGAGUUCCUCGGCACAUUGCAGUGAGGUGACGACUGCAUUGUAACUCUUACUUUCAUGUUUUUCAUAUUUACAGUGCUCUAACAGUCCAGGAUGUCUGUAAUUUUAUAGUUAUCUACCUGACAUGACUUGCUCAGUGACUUGCUUCUAUGAAUCAUUGACUGUGUGAACAUCAGGUUUAUUUUUUUAAAGAACUCAGUUCAUCGCACUUAUCAGCUGAGGGAGGGACUUGGGAAACAAUCUGUUAAUUUGUGCAUAAGAAUUAACAUUUACUGUGUCAGACUCAAUUUGAGAAUCAUAUUGAAAAAAAUUGGAAAGACAAGCGCUCUCUCAGAAUCUUCUCUGGUGUCUUCCUUCAGACAGUGCAGAUUGAAACUUACUCGUGCACCAAACCUCAUUGAUAAAAUGUGAGUUUUUCUCGUAGACUGUGAGUUGUACUCCGCAGAAAUAGCUGUGCACAGCAGCAGAUGUACAGACUGUUCUUAGUUUAGUUUAAACUCCAGUAUAUUAUAUUCUGUCUGAACUUUAUAUCCUCCCUGCAGCACUCAGCUCAAAUUGAAAACACAAACAGGAUUUGUACAUAAAGUGACGAGGUGAAAUGGGACGUGAGGCUUUUGUUGAUGUAUCUCUUCAGAGUUGAUUGCAUUGAACCACUGCACAUUGUUAUUUCUCACACCCUCCACCUGCACCGUCACAGUUCUUUGGUCACCUGCAUCAGUCCACAAUCAGCUCAAUACUGCAGUCUUUCAAUAAAUACAGAAAAUGCACCGACUUUUCUCUCUGGGUUUGCUCAUGUCAUC
Messenger RNA from Xyrichtys novacula (pearly razorfish), 8426 nucleotides. Lineage: Eukaryota; Metazoa; Chordata; Actinopteri; Labriformes; Labridae. The record is from the annotation of a GenBank genome assembly.